This is a messenger RNA of Mastomys coucha (southern multimammate mouse), 4263 nucleotides long. It is a transcript of the gene Raver2, whose product is annotated as ribonucleoprotein, PTB binding 2. The transcript is spliced from 12 exons. The record is from RefSeq and is a predicted model, not a curated record. NCBI's taxonomy places the organism in Eukaryota, Metazoa, Chordata, Mammalia, Rodentia, Muridae. Gene Ontology annotation, molecular function: mRNA binding. Bases 126 to 2147 code for a protein of 673 amino acids. Gene Ontology annotation, cellular component: cytosol.
UGCGGCGCCUCCCCCGCCCGCGCGCCCUUGCUCCGCGUCCCGCCCGCCUCGCCCCCGCGCGGCCUCUCCGCUUUCUCUCCCGCUUCGCUCCGGCCUCUCCGAGUCUGCAGCGGGGCGCCGGGAAGAUGGCGGCGCGGGGAGGCGGCGCGGGGGGCGCGGGCUCGGGAUCCGGACCCUCUGCUGGGACGGCGGGGGAGGCCGCGGAGCCCGCGAUGCGCCCGGGGGAGGUGGCUGCGCUGCACCCCCAGGAGGUGGCUGCACGGCUGCAGCGGAUGCGACGAGAGCUGAGCAACCGGCGGAAAAUCCUAGUGAAAAACCUGCCCCAGGACAGCAGCUCCCAGGAGGUUCAUGAGUUAUUACAGGACUAUGAACUAAAGUAUUGCUAUGUGGACAGGAAUAAACGAACAGCUUUUGUUACCUUAUUGAAUGGGGAGCAAGCACAGAGUGCGAUUCAGAGGUUUCAUCAGUUUUCUUUCCGGGGCAGAGAGUUGACAGUGCAGCUGCAGCCCACAGACGCUCUCUUGUGCAUCACCAACCUGCCUGUCUCCUUCACGUUAGAAGAGUUUGAAGAACUUGUCCGUGCCUAUGGCAACAUCGAGAGGUGUUUUUUGGUCUACAGUGAAGUCACUGGCCACUCCAAAGGCUACGGGUUUGUCGAGUACAUGAAAAAGGACUUUGCUGCCAAGGCCAGACUGGAGCUACUGGGCAGGCAGAUGGGAGCCUCAGCACUCUUUGCACAGUGGAUGGAUGUUAACCUCUUGGCCUCAGAGCUCAUCCAUUCUAAGUGCCUUUGUAUCGAUAAUCUCCCCAGUGACUACAGCGAUUCAGAAGAGCUCUUACAACUUUUUUCUGGUAUCCAUAAACCUGUGUUUUGCCAGCUUGCACAGGAUGAAGGAAGUCACGGUGGUGGCUUUGCAGUGGUUGAAUAUAGCACUGCGGAGCAUGCUGAAGAGGUUCAGCAGGUGACAGAUGGCAUCACCAUCCAGGGGAGCCAAGUUCAACUGUCCUUCUGCGCCCCAGGAGCACCAGGGCGAAGCACUCUAGCAGUUCUCAUAGCGGCUCAGCGCGCGAUGCACAGUAACCAGAAGGGAUUACUGCCAGAACCCAACCCUGUACAGAUUAUGAAAAGUUUAAACAACCCUGCCAUGUUACAAGUUCUUCUGCAGCCCCAGCUGUGUGGACGAGCCGUGAAGCCAGUUCUCGGAGUCUCGCCCAGCUUAUCUCAUCUGCUGAGUCCAUCCCUCCCCUCUGCGCUCUUACACUUCAGUAAAGCACAGCAGAGCUCCGCUGUGGGUAAUACGUCUUCCUUACUCCUUCAGAAUCUUUCUCCCUUACCCUUGAUACAGCAGCAGCUGAUGAAGUUUGACAACGCCCACACUAAUAAUAAGCCUGGCUUGCUGGGAGAGCCCCCUGCCGUGGUACUGCAGCCUGCUCUGGCAAUAGGGCCACCCCUUCCACUGAAAACGGACCUGGGACACCAUGGAGAAGCGCACAAAACGUCUAAUCUGAUUCCAACUCAGACGACACUGGCAGCCGGGCUGGGCAUGUUGCCAUUCUUCCCACACCAGCUCCCUGCUGGACAAGCUGGGCCGGGGCGUGGGACCACUCAGGAGAAGCAGUCAGCCCCGGUGAGCAUCAGCGAAGCUGGUUUCUCAGGGUCGCAGCAUUAUCUGCAGACCUUCCCAGGCCUUCCUGCUGGAGGCCCACCGACAGGCAACCAGAAGACACUGCAGAGCCAGCCAAAAGGCACAGAGGCUGCCUCUAAGAAUCAGACUUCACUCUUGGGAGAACCACCAAAAGAAAUCCGGCUCAGUAAAAAUCCGUAUUUGAAUUUGGCAAGUGUGUUGCCCAGUGUGUGCCUAUCCACUGCAGGCAAAGGUACGCCACCGAAGACUGGAAUUGCGAGCAACAUUCUGGAUGCGAUCUCUCAGGGAAGUGAGUCCCAGCAUGCACUGGAGAAGUGCAUUGCCUAUUCUCCAUCUUUUGAGGAUUAUGCCCAGGUGUCCUCCUUGAGGAAUGAGAAGCGAAGCUCCUCCUAUCUCAUCUCUGCCCCAGAAGGAGGCCCGGUAGAACUCGCUGGCCAGCACCCUCAGGACACGGGAGUGAGCUACACAGAAACCUACUUGAAAAAGAAGCGUGUGUACUAAGCUCCAUGUCUCCUGCCCACCUGCUGCGGUCCACUGCAGCGCCUGCUGCUCAUCGCUGCCUUAACUUCAUUCACACUAGCCAUAUCCUUUCAAUACGGGUGUCUGACUUCCCAGAAGGGGCUGUCGUGCAGCAGGCCGAUCAGCCAAAUACCCAACUAGCAAUAAGAAACAUCAUUGGUUGAGGGCAUUUUCCACUAGCAUUAGAUGUGUCUUAAUCCAUGUGAGAACGACUCCCCUGGAGAAUCAGCAUUCCAAUAGUCCUUGUUUUGGGCCUGGGAACAAUUUUUGACAUCAUAUCUAAAGUCUGAAGCAAUACAUGGGAAACUUUAGUUUCCUUAGCCUUAGAAUGAAUUUCUUAUAAGCCAAUGUGCAUUUACCUUACUCCCCCCUAAGAACAGUUUCAGCUGUAGUCUUUCCUCAAACUGCAAGGGUGGCAGCGCCACCCAGGGGUGACGUUAGACGCUCAUCAUGCAGACUCCAUUAGCUCCACCAAGCCACUCAGUACCAACCCAGUGGCAGAGUGAAAGUGAUGUGACUUCAGAUACUUCACUUCUGAAGUAUCAUUUACCAUAUAUACCUUUUGUGGAAAACAAAGUAUUUCAGGAAAAGUAACUAUUGUAUAUAAUACAAGGGUUAGCGAAUACACACUAGGGCCACAUGUAGUCCACCACCUAGCCUGUGAAUCAGUGAGAACAUUUCUAAAUGUCUGGAGGUAGGGGAGGACUUACAACAUGAAACUGCAGUUUCACUGUCCCCAAGAUGAUGUGUGAAACACAGUGAGGCUUGCUCAUUCACAUAUUCUGUAGUUACUUUUGUGUCACCAUGGGAACUAAGUAGCCUCGAGAGAACUGCAGAGCCUGCAAAAGCCAGACAUUUCCUCUCUUGUCUUUUGUAAGAUUUGCUAGCCUGUCUUCCUAUUCCUUUUAUCUCACAGGAGACAGGUACACGGCAAGGAGCCAAGAUUUCUCUGCCAUUUCAUAGCAUACAGCAGUGAAUGAAGGCCUCAUCCCUAGACAAGGCCGAGCCCCGGCAGAGCAGUGCAUAUAGCCAUUCCUGAGGGAUGCUGUGGACAGCGUGGGGCAGUUCUGAGCUAACAGGCUCUACCUCACUCUGGUUUAUUACUCAUUCUUUGGUAGUUGUUAAGCUGAAAAGUAGUGGCCGUUUAAUCCAAUUCACUUCUGAAAGAACGUUUGUCUUUAUUAAUCUGACUUUUGACCUCAUCGUUUGCUGAAGAUCUUGGUAUUAAGUGAGCAACCUUUUUCCAUCUAGAAAUUUCUAUUUGUUCAUUGUUAAGGGACUGAUGAAGUAUGAGAUCCCAGUGAUCCUAUUUUAUAAGAUCAGAUCAUUAAAAUACCUUAUUUGGAGGACUUAUCAUUUUUGACUGAUACAGCUCUCCAGCAUUAAUUAUAAACUGGUACGUAUGCUACAUGCUUUAUAAUGAAUUUUACCUGGCCUAAUUUAUUGAAUAUAUCAGCUUUCAUUGAAAAAUGACAGCUAAAAAAAUUAAACUAAGAUGAUCCUACACAUGCUUCCUAUAAGUGACUGACCAGAAUGAGGCCCCAACAGCUGACUAGAGGUAUCUCCUUACGCUGCACCUCCCUGCCUCUGGCUGCAGCGUUCAGCCUCUGCAGACAGAACACUAGGAGGCUAGUGACUGCUCUCUGGGAGCUGCAGAGUGAGGAGGAAGUAGUGGAGAGAACUUAGAGACACUUCGCAUUCCGUGUGGGUCUGCCACCAUGCCAGCCUGUGCCCGUUAUUACUAGACAGAUGCACAAAUCAAGUGAUGUUAGUACAAGGUCAUUACAACCAACCCCCCACAGUCUACACUUAUUUUUCUGUGUCAGCUAAUGGUUUGAAAUGCUUUUCAAGAUGCAAGCUUAAUAUUAAAAGGCAUAUGCAUGUGAAAUUUUUAGUACGUUUAUUGUAUAAAGAGUAAACAAAGUGCAUAAAGAGAGGGCCACAGGUUUGACGUAAACAGGGGCUAUGAUGAUGUACAGCAACUAAACCAACUUAAAUGGCAACUGUACUGUUGCUACUAAACUGAUCCUGAAUUCUCUGGGGGUAGGGCUCAAAAGGUGAAAAAAAUAUCAAACAAGUAUUAAACAGCAUUAAUAAA